GAAACCUUCCGGUUCCCCUGUUUCAUUUUGCUAUCUGUCGGUAGUAGAUUUUUUAGUAGCUUGCAACCAUGGAGGACUCUAAAAACAAAGAGAAGAAGCCGUCCGAAAAAUCCGAUGAGCAUGAAAAGAACAAGGAAAAAGACUCCCAGCCUUCGGGAAAGGAUAAAGAGAAGAAGGAGGAGCAAGAAUUGUCUGAAGAAGAUAAGCAAUUACAAGAGGAUUUGGAAAUGAUGGUGGAGAGGCUAGGCGAGAAGGACACAUCAUUGUAUCGUCCUGCACUGGAAGAGUUACGCAGGCAAAUACGCUCCUCAACCACCUCCAUGACAUCUGUGCCCAAGCCUCUAAAAUUUUUGCGACCACAUUAUGGCAAGCUUAAAGAAAUCUAUGAAGGCAUGGCCCCAGGUCAAAACAAGCAUUUCUGUGCAGAUGUCGUAUCAGUGCUGGCCAUGACAAUGAGUGGCGAGAGGGAGUGUCUCAAGUACCGCCUGCUGGGCUCCCAGGAAGAGUUGGCUUCCUGGGGACAUGAAUAUGUUCGGCAUCUGGCUGGUGAGGUAGCAAAAGAGUGGCAGGAGGUGGAGGAGAAUGAUAAGACCCAGCAGGAGACAUUGCUGAAGCUGGUGAAGGAAAUCGUACCUUAUAACAUGGCACACAAUGCUGAGCAUGAGGCUUGUGACCUCUUAAUGGAAAUUGAGAGGCUGGACAUGCUUGAGGAAUACAUUGAUGAGAAUGCCUAUGGCAAGGUUUGCCUGUACCUCACAAGUUGUGUGAGCUAUGUUCCGGAGCCAGAAAACUCUGCACUCCUUCGGUGUGCCUUGAAGAUCUUCAGGAAGUUUAACCGUUAUCCUGAAGCUCUACGAUUGGCCCUGAUGCUCAAUGAUGUGGAGCUUGUAGAAAAUAUCUUCACAUCCUGCAAAGACAUAGUUAUUCAAAAGCAGAUGUCCUUCAUGCUUGGCCGACAUGGCAUGUUCUUGGAGCUUAGCGAGUUUGUGGAUGAUUACGAGGACCUGACAGAGAUCAUGUCCAAUGUGCAGCUCAACAGCAAUUUCUUGGCUCUGGCCAGAGAGUUGGAUAUCAUGGAGCCCAAAGUCCCAGAUGACAUCUACAAAACGCACCUGGAAAAUAAUAGGUUUGGAGGUAGUGGCUCCCAAGUAGACUCAGCCCGCAUGAACCUGGCCUCUUCCUUUGUGAAUGGCUUUGUUAAUGCAGCAUUUGGCCAGGACAAGCUGUUAACAGAUGAUGGCAACAAAUGGUUGUACAAGAACAAGGACCAUGGCAUGUUGAGCGCUGCAGCAUCUCUAGGAAUGAUCUUGCUUUGGGAUGUGGAUGGCGGUCUAACCCAAAUCGAUAAAUAUCUUUACUCAUCUGAGGACUACAUCAAGUCUGGUGCCCUCCUUGCUUGUGGUAUUGUAAAUUCUGGGGUGAGAAAUGAAUGUGACCCAGCUCUUGCCCUGCUCUCAGACUAUGUCCUCCACAACAGUAACACCAUGAGGAUAGGCGCCAUUUUUGGAUUGGGUCUAGCUUAUGCUGGCUCCAAUAGAGAAGAUGUUCUGUCUCUUCUUCUGCCUGUCAUGGGAGACUCAAAAUCCAGCAUGGAGGUGGUUGGAGUGACGGCUUUGGCGUGUGGUAUGAUAGCUGUGGGGUCAUGUAAUGGUGAUGUGACUUCCACCAUUGUGCAGACGAUCAUGGAGAAGAAUGAACAGGAGCUGAAAGACACAUAUGCACGCUGGCUCCCUCUUGGUUUAGGACUCAACCACUUGGGUAAAGGAGAGGCCAUCGAGACCACUCUGGCAGCUCUCCAAGUUGUUCCUGAGCCUUUCCGCAGCUUUGCCAACACGCUAGUCGAUAUUUGUGCUUAUGCAGGCUCUGGCAAUGUGCUGAAGGUACAGCAGCUUCUCCACAUCUGCAGUGAGCACUAUGAGGCCAAGGAGAAAGAAAAAGAAGAUGAUAAGGACAAAAAAGACAAAAAGGAUAAAGACAAGAAGGACACUGCUGACAUGGGCUCUCACCAGGGGGUAGCUGUCCUUGGUAUUGCCCUCAUUGCCAUGGGGGAGGAAAUAGGCUCGGAAAUGGCACUGCGGACGUUUGGGCAUCUUCUGCGUUAUGGUGAGCCCACCCUCAGGCGUGCGGUGCCACUUGCUCUGGCUCUCAUCUCUGUGUCCAACCCACGUUUGAACAUCUUGGACACCCUCAGCAAGUUUUCCCACGAUGCUGACCCCGAGGUCUCACACAACUCUAUCUUCGCAAUGGGAAUGGUGGGCAGCGGAACAAAUAAUGCCCGCCUGGCCGCAAUGCUGAGGCAGCUGGCGCAAUAUCACGCCAAAGACCCCAACAAUCUCUUUAUGGUUCGAUUGGCCCAGGGUCUGACUCACCUGGGUAAAGGCACACUGACACUCUGUCCCUACCAUAGCGACAGGCAGCUGAUGAGUCAGGUUGCCGUGGCUGGGUUGCUUACUGUGCUUGUCUCCUUCCUCGAUGUCAAGAACAUAAUCCUUGGAAAAUCUCACUACAUUCUUUAUGGCCUGGUUGCUGCCAUGCAGCCGCGUAUGCUAGUCACCUUUGAUGAAGAACUUCGACCACUACCAGUUUCUGUCAGAGUUGGUCAGGCCGUGGACGUUGUGGGCCAAGCAGGCAAACCUAAGGCCAUCACAGGUUUUCAGACCCACACAACACCAGUUUUGCUAGCACAUGGAGAGAGAGCAGAGUUGGCCACAGAGGAGUACUUACCCGUCACCCCCAUCCUGGAGGGCUUUGUUAUCCUUCGCAAGAACCCCAACUAUGAAACCUAGACUGUUGUGAAACCCUUCCCCUAAGCCCCUGCAUUCCUUGUAUUUUCAAGGUUAACCCUACAUUUUGAUCUUUAUAUCUUUACUAUAUUGCUGGAAAGAGCAAUGGUCUGAUGCCAUGUGGCCACCCCCAUUUGAUUUGAGCAAAGAAUGGUUGGGGCUCCGGCUAAUUGAACUGCUCAGACUUUGGAGAGGUCCACUAGGACCUUACCCAAUCAACAUAGAGCUGCCAUACCUAGCUAUUGGCUUCAAUUCAAGAGCCAUCCAUAGCCCUCCUGUAAAUGUUUCAGUUAUUACAAUUUUUACCCAGCUGUAUUCAUUGCAACCAAUGUUUUUGUCCCCACUAUUUACAUCCUCAGCUCUAAUUUUUCAUCAAAACAUUCAACAGUUGGUAUUUUUUGUCACUUUUUUUUUUUUUUUUUUUUAAAGUUUUGUUACAGUACUGUAAAAGGUUUGUUCAAAAAUAAAACAUGUAUACAUAUUGUGCCAUUGUUUUUUACAUUAACAUUUUUAGUUAAUCUCUGUAAAUGAUCUUCAUUUGGACUUCAGUUCUAAUAUCAACAACUUGUAUUUAUUUACUGUAACAUUUUUACAACUUUUACAGGCGUCCUAACUGCAGUUAUCAUUUUUGUCUUGUAAAAAUGGGUUAACAGACUUGUCAAUUGAGGCGGACUCUUGCUGCAGUUUAACAUAUAAUGUGUGGGGUGUGUUGGUCCGAUCUUAAGAAAAUGUACUGUAAUGAGGGUCACAGGUGAAAUAAACCUGAUUCCAGCUGA
This is a messenger RNA of Corythoichthys intestinalis (scribbled pipefish), 3559 nucleotides long. It is a transcript of the gene psmd2, whose product is annotated as proteasome 26S subunit ubiquitin receptor, non-ATPase 2. NCBI's taxonomy places the organism in Eukaryota, Metazoa, Chordata, Actinopteri, Syngnathiformes, Syngnathidae. Gene Ontology annotation, molecular function: enzyme regulator activity. The record is from RefSeq and is a predicted model, not a curated record. Gene Ontology annotation, cellular component: proteasome storage granule; proteasome regulatory particle, base subcomplex; nucleus. Gene Ontology annotation, biological process: proteasome-mediated ubiquitin-dependent protein catabolic process; regulation of protein catabolic process. The coding region runs from base 69 to 2786 and encodes 905 amino acids. The transcript has 21 exons.